This is a messenger RNA of Lactuca virosa, 303 nucleotides long. NCBI's taxonomy places the organism in Eukaryota, Viridiplantae, Streptophyta, Magnoliopsida, Asterales, Asteraceae. The record is from the annotation of a GenBank genome assembly.
AUGCAAGGGGGUGGGGAAGCUGAUGUUAUCUUUGAUGAAGGUGAACAAGAAGUUGAUAUUGUUAAUAAAGGGCUUCGUUUUGUCAUCGUCAUCCUUUGUAGGGUUGACUGUGACACGCGUCUGCUGUGCACGGAGGCCCAUUCGAAAAUAAAACAUCGAAAAAUCCAACAAAUCGAAUUCGAACCUCGACUCAAACUUGUUUUUCCCCAAACCAUAUGGAGAACAAGCCCUAGUUGGCUCAAUCUUCCGGGUCGAUUCUCCUCUUUCGGAGAAAUUUCACCUUGCUCUCUUAGUGGAUUUUAA